ACCUUCUCCCAAAGGAGCAUCAGGCCCCCCAGUUUCCCUCUAACCCGCCUCCUUCUCCGCACAACAAUGGAUGACACUUUAAACGCGGCUUUCGCCAACGACACCCCCGACUACACCAACUUCACCGACGAGUGGUCAGCGGACGGGAGGGAAACCGUCCACUUCAUCAUCCGCUGCGUGAUCCCGUCUGUCUACAUACUCAUCAUCACAGUGGGCUUGCUGGGCAACAUCACCCUCGUGAAGAUCUUCAUCACCACCAGCGCCAUGCGCAGCGUGCCCAACAUCUUCAUCUCCAGCCUAGCCGUCGGAGACCUCCUGCUCCUGGUCACUUGCGUGCCGGUGGACGCGUUCAGGUAUUUCUUUGAGGAGUGGAUAUUUGGCACCGUCGCCUGCAAACUGAUCCCGGUCAUCCAGCUCACGUCAGUCGGGGUCUCCGUCUUCACCCUCACGGCUCUGAGCGCCGACAGGCACAAGGCCAUCGUGAACCCCAUGGACAUCCAGACCUCCAGUGCGGUAUUCUGGACCUGCCUGAAGGCCAUCUCCAUCUGGGUAGUAUCGGUGCUGCUGGCGGUGCCCGAAGCCAUCUUCUCCCAGGUGGUCCACAUGUCCGACCGGAAUGUCACCUUCACAGCCUGCGUGCCCUACCCGCUCUCCAACGAGAUGCAUCCCAAGAUCCACUCUGUCAUGAUCUUCCUGGUCUAUUUCCUCAUCCCCUUGGGCAUCAUCUCCGUCUAUUACUACCACAUCGCCAGAACGCUAAUCAAAAGUGCUCACGACAUGCCCGGUGAGGCCAGCGAGCACUCCAAACGCCAGAUGGAGACGAGAAAGAGGCUGGCGAAGAUCGUGCUGGUGUUCGUUGGCCUGUUCGCGCUGUGCUGGUUCCCCAACCAUGUGCUGUACAUGUACCGCUCUUUCAACUACCGGCAGAUCGACUCCUCACUGUUGCACCUCAUCAUCACGCUGUUGGCACGGGUUCUCAGCUUCUCCAGCUCCUGUGUCAACCCCUUCGCCCUCUACCUGCUGAGCGAGAGCUUCCGCCGACACUUCAACAGCCAGCUGACCUGCCAGAGGCGCCAGUACCAGCAACGCAGCUCCAGCUAUCUCCAGAGCACCUCGGCCAUCCGCAUGACCUCCAUCAAGAAGAGCAACCCCACCUUGGCCAACGGACAAGGCCACAAACCUGGAGUUUACAUCUAGCUCUGGGUUUGAAGAUAAAGCUGGGGAGCUGGUAAAUCGGAUAUCAUUUUGGCCUGCAUUGAUGUGGAAACUGAUAUCUCUCAGAUGACUAAAUGUCCAUGCCUAUUUACCACCUCUACCAGCUUUAAAAGCAACUGAUUUGCCAAAAAUCUAAUUUGUAUAUUUUUACCUUUACCCUGAAUUUACCAAUCAGCCAGGAUAUGUUUGAUAUCCAAUGUUUGCUUAUUUAGCUUUGCAGUGGAGCUACAUGGCUAAUGAAGCUGGGUCAUUCUACAGAAACGUCCAUUCAUGUGUUCCUAGCAUUUACAGAUAAAUUACACGUC
This is a messenger RNA of Pygocentrus nattereri (red-bellied piranha), 1520 nucleotides long. RefSeq names its product neuromedin B receptor (gene nmbr). NCBI's taxonomy places the organism in Eukaryota, Metazoa, Chordata, Actinopteri, Characiformes, Serrasalmidae. Gene Ontology annotation, cellular component: membrane. Gene Ontology annotation, molecular function: G protein-coupled peptide receptor activity. The transcript is spliced from 3 exons. The record is from RefSeq and is a predicted model, not a curated record. Gene Ontology annotation, biological process: G protein-coupled receptor signaling pathway. The coding region runs from base 67 to 1197 and encodes 376 amino acids.